Molecule: messenger RNA, 1798 nt
Organism: Aspergillus japonicus CBS 114.51
Lineage: Eukaryota; Fungi; Ascomycota; Eurotiomycetes; Eurotiales; Aspergillaceae
Product: diacylglycerol/lipid kinase family protein
Exons: 9
Coding region: 293-1798 (501 amino acids)
Biological process (GO): sphingosine biosynthetic process
Cellular component (GO): membrane; intracellular membrane-bounded organelle; cytoplasm
Source: RefSeq, a predicted model, not a curated record
GUCCUAACAGACUACUAGUAGGUACUGUAGGUACCUAGUGCUCAAGUGGAACCCAUCAACUAUCGGGAAAUCAGGUUCUACUAAUGACCCCCGCCCUCUGCCCCAUCCUCGGUCAGCAAGCAACCAGACCAGCAAGCCGCCUAAAGUCGGUAUAUCAUAUCCAACACCGACUUCAAGGAACUUUGCCUGUCAGUCUGACCUAUAUUGAGCCCGCCAACUUGGCACAAGUACCGCAUUUGACGCUCCUAUUUCCAAAUACAUCUCGAGGAGCCUUGCCUUGAGAACUGCCGAUAUGGCACCCGCAUUAGGCCCAGAUAAUGAGAGCUUCCAAUGCGAACUGAACGGACAUGAGAUCCAAUGCAGACACCCGCAAACGCAGAAAGAGAUUAUCAUCUCAAUCAAUAACUUAAUCUGUAUCUUGUCCCGAGGCGAUAAGCUUGAGGCUCCCAGGCAUGUUAUGCUGUUUUUGUGGCUCGAUGAGAACGAGUUUGAGGUCUCGAGGGAGUCUGUCCAAAUUCGUCUGCUCAGAUAUACCUCCCUACCUCGGGACUUUCACUCACGAACAGGUGGAAAAGGCAUGAGUGUGUUCAAAAAUAUCCUGAGCCCCCUCUUAUCGCAACUUGGAGUGCGCGAGUAUGCAGUGCAUGAGACCCGGACCACACAGACAAUAGUCGAACUGUGCCACACAAAACUGAUGCCCUGCGCUCAAGCGGGCAUCAAGCAAACAAUAAUUCUACUUUCAGGCGAUGGAGGUCUGACUGACAUCAUCGACUCCUUCCAUGGUACAGCAAUACAAUAUCUUGCCAAGCCUAUCAUUGCCCUGAUCCCAACCGGAACAGGCAAUGCCAUGGCCAGUUCAAUAGGGCUCCUAAAAAGUCGAGCGGCUGGACUUUCCGCAUUAUUGCAUGGGCAUCCCGCCCCUAUACCUGCCUUCUUGGCUACUUUCUCAGCUGGUUCAAAGCUUGUUACAGAAGCGGGCAGCGGAAGAGUCAAUAUCAAUUCACACUCGCAGAGCAAAACUGGUCACCCUACAGUAUACGGUGGUGUUGUCGCAAGUUGGGGUUUGCAUGCUGCGUUGGUGGCGGAUAGUGAUACUGCUGAGUACCGCAAGUAUGGAGCGGAGAGAUUCCAGAUGGCUGCAAAGGAGAUCCUAUUCCCCUCAAAUGGUGACGAUCCCCAUAAGUUCCGCGGUAGUAUCAGCUUCACAUGGCGUGAUCGCCAGACCAAUAAGCGACAUACGGAGGCUUUGGGAUGUGAAGAGCACAUGUACGUGUUGGUAACUUUGGUGUCGAACCUGGAACCAGGUUUCACGAUAUCACCUUUGUCAGCUCCGUUGGAUGGCUGCCUGAGAAUCAUACAUUUCGGACCAAUGACGUCGGAACAGGCAAUGAACUUGAUGAGCAAUGCGUAUCAAGGAGGCAAGCAUGUCAAUGACGCCAGAGUGACUUAUCGUGAAAUCGAGAGCAUCCGAAUAACCCUGGGCGAGGUCGACGAGAGAUGGAGAAAAGUUUGUAUAGAUGGCAAGAUUAUCGCUGUUGAGAGUGGCGGCUGGCUCGAAGUACAGAAAAUCUCGGAGCACUAUCUCAACAUUCUCAUACCUGCUCACGGUGAUUCCGAUGUCUGGUUGAGAGGCCUUUAUGGGUCUUCUGUAAGCUGGAAUAGUUUUUCAAGUAGUAAAGGUUCUAAGUCGCCGACCCCAGCCUGCGGCAUGGGUCUUUUGAUUAAGGUGAUUGAUGGUUUCGUAGCAGAAUAUACAAAGGAGGCCUUGCCAAAGCCUGCAGGUUCACAGAUUAUAUAA